UUGGUGUUUACUGAUGACGUUUGGGCUGAAGCCGUUCAGAGAUGUGGCUAACGUCAGUUUACAGGAUGAAUAUGUUUUAUUAAACGUCGAAUUGGAGAAAUAGCUACAGGAUAUAAGCGGCAGUCAAGACAGGGACAAGAUGUUGGAGUCCUAUGUGACACCGCUCCUGAUGAGCUAUGUGAACAAGUAUAUCAAGAAUCUGAAGCCCUCUGACCUGCAGCUGUCUCUCUGGGGAGGAGAUGUUGUGCUCAGCAAGUUGGACUUAAAACUGGAUGUGCUGGAACAGGAGUUGAAGCUGCCCUUUACAUUCAUGAGUGGUCACAUCCAUGAGCUGCGUAUCCAUGUGCCCUGGACCAAGCUGGGCUCGGAGCCUGUAGUCAUCACCAUCAACACCAUGGAGUGUAUCCUCAAGCUGAAGGAUGGAGCCCAGGAUGACCACGAGAGCGGCUCUAGCUCCACCAGUCGCAGUGUCUCAGACAGCUCCAAGGCCGUGGCCAAGCCCCGCCGCCUCCAGCAGGCUGCCCCCAGCGACCCAGACCUGCCCCCAGGUUACGUACAGAGUCUGAUCAGGCGUGUGGUGAACAACGUGAAUAUUGUUGUGAACAACCUGAUCCUUAAGUACGUGGAAGAUGACAUCGUGCUUUCAGUCAACAUUACCUCUGCAGAGUGCUACACUGUAGACGAUAUAUGGGAGAGGGCCUUCAUGGACAUCACUGCUCCAGAGCUGGUCCUAAGGAAAGUGAUCAACUUUGCCGACUGUACUGUGUGCUUGGACAAGCGGAAUGCUAGUGGCAAGAUCGAGUUUUACCAGGACCCGCUGCUGUACAAAUGCUCCUUCAGAACACGGCUCCAUUUUACCUAUGACAACAUCAAUUCCAAGAUCCCAUCUGUCAUCAAAAUCCAGACCAUGGUGGAGAGCCUGAAGUUGUCCAUUACUGAUCAGCAGCUACCCAUGUUUAUCCGCAUUCUAGAGCUGAUUAUUGCCCUCUACUAUGGGGAAAUCGGAGGACACAAAGAGGGAGAGGGAGAAGAGGGCAGCGGUCAUGUCAGGGAGGCUGGUGCAAUUUUGCCUGGGAUGGAUGUGGAUCUGGAAAGCCAGGGGACUAGCCAGUACUCCAGCCCAGAUCUCUACAUGCUGUCUGAAGAGACAGACCAGGGUUGGGUGUCCUGGGCUUGGUCAUUCGUCCCUGCCAUCGUAGGCACAGAGGAUGAAAGUGAGGAAGGCCUCUACCAGCAACUAGAGACAGGAGGCAUCCCUAGCAACCCCCAACAACACACACCCAAAGACCCCAUUGUUUCCAUAGGCUUCUACUGCACCAAAGCUUCUGUUACCUUCAAGCUGACAGAGACCCAAUCAGAGAGCAGCUACUACAGUCCUCAGAAGGUCAAGUCCAGAGAGGUCCUGUGCAUGGAGCACGAGGGAAUCACUAUUGAGGUGCUGAUGAUGGGGGAGCCCUUCUUCGAUUGUCAGAUUGGCUUUGUGGGCUGCCGGGCACUCUGCCUGAAAGGCAUCAUGGGAGUACGGGAUUUUGAAGAAAACAUGAACCGACGUGAAGAGGAUGCAGUGUUCUUCAGCUGUGGGGACAGCCUAAACAGUAAAGGAAUGACCUACCUUACCAACUCUCUCUUUGACUACCGCAGUCCAGAGAACAACGGAGUCAGGGCUGAGUUCAUCCUGGAUGCUGCUAAUCACAAGGAGACCUACACGGAGAUAGCAGGCAUGCAGCGCUUUGGUGCUUUCUACAUGGAUUAUCUCUACACAAUGGAGAACAGCAGCAGCAAAGGUUCUCAGGACUUCUCGGUAGUGAGUAUAGAGGAGGUAGUGCCUGCUGUUCAAGAGACAUCCAUCAAGAGGCUGGUGGUGGGACCCCUGGAUGUCAGACUGCACAGCAGCGCUGUGCACCGCAUCCUAAAGAUGGUCACUUGUGCCAUGGACCACGAGUACGAACCCUACUGCAAACCACAGCAAGAAAUGGUUGAGGAGAGCCAUGGCCCAGCUACUCCAGAGGAGAUAUCAAGCUUAGAGGAAUUCAUUCCAACCAGACUCACGUGUCUCACUCUGCUCCAAGUCUCAGUCACCGUCUCCAUGGCAGAGUUCAACCUCCUUCACACCCUAAUGCCUGUCAUCAUGGGACGCAAGACUGCACCUGGACCGGUCAACAUACCAGUGUUUCAGCCGGUGCGGCCUCUACCUUCUGUGCAGUUCCAGGUGGAACGGGUGAAUGUUGAACACUCUGUGCCCAUGUAUGCUCCAGAGCUGGUCAGCACUGUCAGCAGUCUCAGCCAGCCUACCGACAACUUGCUGCAUCACUGCUAUGCACACCUCUACCUCAAGGUGUUUGGGUUCCAGGCAGGCUUGACAUGCCAGGACAGUACAGGGGGUUUCCUGCCUCUCAUCCCCAUCAUCCCUUCUUUCAGCACUGCACUCUAUGGGAAGCUGAUCCAGAUGCCUGCAUACUGGAGCAAAAGGUCUUCAGCCCCCACCACAGAGUGCAUUUUUGAGCUUCCCCACUUCACGGUACAGGCCACGAGGGCCCAGACGCUUUUACUCCAAGCGAUCUGCCAGAGCUGGACCCACAGUGUAGCCAGCGGAGCCCCAUUGACACUCAGCGAAAGCCUGCUCAAUGAGGUGUACAAAGCUCCAGGUGUGAAGUCUCCAGGCCCGUCACCGACUCUCGAGGGCUCGGUCCAAAACCUGGAGCUGAAGUUCUGCAGCCGUGCGACGGUGAAAUGCGCCUCAGGAACCGUGGGAGCUGUAAAAGUGUGCGCCAGGACCCCAGGUUCAGGAGAGGGGGUUAAGGAGAAGCUGGUUCCUCUGAUUCAAGGCCCAUCUGACACCAAAGAACUCCAUAUGAGCCGCUGGCUUAACGAGAUUCGCAAGCCUGAAUCUUUGCUGGCCCCUGACCUGCUGGCGUUUUCUGUUCAAGUCCCUCAGCAAGGAGAUGAUUGUAGGAACUCAGGUGGAGUCCUGCUGGUCAGUGUCCAGGGCAUAGCUGUCAAUGUGGACCCAGUCUUCUGCACAUGGCUGUUGUACCAGCCUCACAGGGGGAGCAGCAGGCAACAGCAACAGACUCAAGGUUCAGUUCCUCUGGCCAAGAGGAGGGAAGACGAGGUGUCGGUAGGGAGCACACCACUGGCCAAACAACCCUCCAAUCAGGCCUCAGACUACGCCAGCAGCCCGGUCAAAACCAAGACAGUAACAGAAUCACGUCCAUUGUCCAUUCCAAUGAAGGUGAUGCCUGACACAACAGCAGAGGAGUCAUGGACAACCUCAGAGGAGAGAAUGAAGGAGCUUAUCGCGCAUGCCUGGGAUGCUGUUAAACGCCUUACUCUACAGCUGGAGCUGCAGUCAUGCUGUGUGUUCCUGCCUAAUGACAGCCUCCCCUCUCCAAGCACCAUCAUCUGUGGUGACAUUCCCGGCACCGUCCGUAGCUGGUACCACAACCAGGCCUCAAUGCCCGGGACUCUGGUAGUCUGCCUGCCACAGAUCAGUGUCCUCAGUGCUGGGCACAAGUACAUGGAACCGCUGCAGGAGCUCCCCUUUGUGGUCUCCAAGCCCAUCUUGGAGGAAGGUGAUGCCUUCCCGUGGACAAUAAGCCUGAGUCAGUUCAGCGUGUACACAUUGCUGGGACAGCAGCGAAGCCUGAGCCUGUUGGAGCCUAUGGGCUGUACCUCCACACUGGCGGUCACAUCCCAUAAGCUGCAGAGCUGUUCUGAAGGAAGACACUCCUUUGUAGUCUGCCUCCAUGUUGAUCUGCAGCCCAUCCACGUCAAGUGCUCCAACCCUCAGGUUCAGCUAUUGUACGAGCUUCUCCUCAGUUGGAGCUCCACGUGGGCUCGUCUCCAGAGGCAUGGCAUCUUGCGUCAGACCUCCAGCAUCCCAGAACCUCCUGCCGGCGCUGCUCCUUCCUCCCCAGUGCGCAGCAGUGCUGGCACCGCCCUGCCAGACACCAGCACCUGCAGCCCCUCUGCAGAUUUUGGCUCACCCACUGAGGGUGACUCUGUGCCCGCAGGAGACGACAGUCCGUUCGCCGACACAGUGACUCUGGAGCAGAAGACUAGCAGCAUUGGUGGAACCAGCGGGAAGGUCAGCCUUUGGAUGCAGUGGAUGUUACCCAAGGUCACAGUGAAACUGUUUGCUCCUGAUCCAACUGCCAAAAAAACAGAAAUCUGUGUCAUCAGUGAACUAGAAGACCUGAGUGCCUCAGUAGAUGUCCAAGAUGUUUACACAAAGAUUAAAUGUAAAGUUGGCAGCUUCAACAUCGACCACUACAGAUGCAGUACGGAGGAGGGUGUUCGGACCUCAGGCAGCUGUGGAGGAGUGGUCCUCUCUUGCACUGACAAGCUGAACAGACGCACUGUGUUGGUUCGACCCGUCAGCAAGCAAGACACUUUCAGCCACUUCUCUGGCUUUUUCCCUCCUACGGCAGCCAAGGUCCUGGAGGGCUCUCACCAGCAGCACGGCUUCCUGUCCAUCACCUACACCCAGGCUGUCACUAAAAAUGUCCGUCACAAGCUCACCACCCGGCCUGAGCGGCCAACGCGCAGCGGUGCUACCACUGCCAGUCAGCAGCUGACCGCUGAUCCUCUGGCAGACAGCUCACCUCAGUACCUGAGAGAAAUCCUGCUGACAGCCCAGCCCUUUGAUGUGGUGCUAUCCUGUCCCUUAUUGGCUACUGUAGCAGGGGUGUUCCAGGCUACAGUACCAAGACGUUACAGAGAGCGUGGGAAGUCAGCAGGUCAGCCAAUGCGAAGCCACACACUGACAUCUCGGUGUUUGCCUCUCAUCUACAUCAACACCAGUGUGAUCAGGGUCUUCUGCCCCGGAGCACAAGACAAACAUGCAGCAUCAGUAGAUCCCCAUGUGAAAAAAGAGGACACUCUGGUAUUAAAGCUGGCUUCACUCAGCAUGGCUCCACAGGCUGACAAUCCCCUGACCCGCACUGUGCUGCGAAAAGACAUCUACCAACGUGCACUGAACCUUGGCAUCCUGCGUGACCCGGGUUCAGAGGUGGAGGACCGUCAGUAUCAGAUCGAUCUCCAGUCCAUCAACAUCGGAACAGCUCAGUGGGAGCAACUCAAGCCAGAGAAAGAGGGAAUCAAAGGAGGUGUGUCAGCGGAGAGUGAGAGGAGCUCCCAGAACCCGGCCCUGGAGUGGAACAUGGCCAGCAGCAUCAGGAGGCACCAAGAGAGGCGGGCCAUCCUGACACCGAUCCUGACUGACUUUUCAGUUCGGGUGACUGCUGCCCCAGCCAUCAUCUUCUGUAAGAAUCUGUCCCCUGACUGCGGACAGGCAGAGGAGGUGGUGGUGUGUGGCCACUCUCUGGAGGUAAAUGUGACCAGCAGUUUGGAUUUCUACCUCAGCGUUGCCCAGGUGCAGCUCCUUCAGCAGCUUCUCAAAGACAACAUGGUGGGGAUGGACGCUCCUGAGAAAAGCGCUGAGGUGCGUCGAUGCGAGCAGAAGCGCGGCACUCGAGAUCCUGCGGCAGGUGUCGACUCCUCAUCUCGUCACAGCGGUACUGGCCAGGACAGCGGCUUUGGCAGCGACAGCGCACGCAUUCGCAUUGUCCAAAUUGAGCAGCAGAGCGGGGCCAGCCACCACUGCAUCGCUAGGCCAUCACACAAGUCCACCAUCACCAAGAACCUCAGCUUCAUUCCUUUCGACAUCUUUCUCACAGCUAGUAGGCUGUCUGUCAUGACCUACGCUUGCUCCAGUCCCCCUAAGGCCCUUUCCUCAUCGUUAGACGCCCCCAGCACACCCGAGAAGAAGGAGCCCGGGGAUAAGGUGGGAAAGAGUGCCCUAAACCAGCCUGAGAUCCUGUCUGAGUCUCCUCCAGCCUCUGCCUCCCCAACACCAGACCCAGGUCCAGCUGCCCAGGGUUCCCUCGCUGGCCUGACUGCUGAGGACAUCCUCAACAGCAACACCUCCCAGCCGGCCUCCCCGCUGCUGAGAGGCAGCUUGCUCUCCCUGGACGGCCUGCCAACUCCCAGCCGCUCUUCAGCUCGCCAAGCGCUGGGUGUGACCAUAGUGAGGCAGCCAGGGAGAAGAGGGGCUGGAGACCAGGUGCUGGAACCUCUCCUGUACCUCCAGGUGAUGCAACCUUCUGCUCUGCUCAGCUGCCACCACCGCAAGCAGAGGAUGGAGCUGUCUGUCUUUGACGUGGCCCUAAGAGGAGUAGCUUCUGACUACAAGUGUCUAGACCCAGGAAAGACUCUGCCAGAGUCUCUGGACUACAAUGUGUUUUGGCUGCAGACAGUAGCGGGAGAGGUGGACAAUAAAACGGGCAUCCCUCCUCCUCUGCUUUGCCUCCAGAUCAAAGAUUUCCUCAAUGGACCAGCUGAGCUGAAUGUGGAACUAUCACGCCCCCUGAAAGUCAACCCCACACUGGCGAAGCUGGAGCAGGCCAAAGCCUACCUGAACAAAGUCCUACCACACCAAACAUGGGAUGCCUCCAGUAAACCGCCGUCUGCUUCCUCCACCCCUCACUCCACCCCCACGAAGACACUGCCCAGGGCCUUUCCUUCUCGUUCAGACCCACACCAUCAGGCCUCGGCCCUGGGUAAAGCCAGCAGUGUCAGGGCCCUUGCGCUGUCCUUUCACAAGGUCUCUCUCCACACUGCCCAAAUUGUAGUGGUCAUGGAGACAGAGGCUCAUCCAAUGAGGCCCAGCGUGACAGUGACCGUGUCGGCCAUGACAGGAAGUGUGAACAUAAAGUCAGGGCCAAGGAUAGAAGAUGCAGUCCAGGCUGCGUCUGUGCAGCUGGAGCUACAAGAUGUGCUGGUGAGAACAGGACUGAAGGACCGAAGCCGUCUCCUGCUGGGGCCGUUCUCCUGCAGCUCCUCUCUGGAGGCUCGGUGGUGCCGCCAUAGCGGCAGCCCUGGGCCUGAGCCCGGCCCCCCUAAACUGCUGAUGGACCUGAAGGGAGGCCUGCUCCAGGUCUUCUGGGGCCAGGAACAUUUGAACUGCCUGAAGCUGGUGGAGGAACACUUGCAGGUGUACCUAAACCUCCAGAAAGGGGAUUUGGCCGAUAGCUGUUCCAAGGCCAAGGCCUGCCACGCCCAUCCACCUCCCUCUCUGGGCUCUCCCUCUCCUCGGACAGAGCACAGCUCAGAUGACCUGCGAACGGGGCAUUUUCAAUACGUCCAGGACUCAGCUUCCCAGAGACUGCCAGGACCGCAUGAGGUGGUGUUCUACAGCGAGACUGAGGACAGCCCAGGGGUGAUGCUGUGGAGGUACCCUGAACCCCGCGUCCUCACCUUUGUCAGGAUAACUCCUGUACCUUUCAACACUACGGAGGACCCUGAGAUCAGCACUGCUGACCUGGGCGACGUUCUGCAGGUACCUUGCAGCCUAGAGUACUGGGACGAGCUCCAGCAGGCCUUUGUUCCAUUUCGGGAGUUCAGCCUUUCAGAGAGCAGUGCCUGCCAGCUGCAGCUGCCCAGCCUCAGCCUCACCGACCAGCAGAAGGAGCUGGUGGCUUCAGACCUGUGGAGGAUAGUACUCAAUAAUAACGGAGAGGGAGGAGAUGAGCAGAGUUCGGAUAGUGAUUGUGGAUCCCAGCUGCCCUGCGAUCAGUUGGUAUCUCCGAUGGCCUUGGCAGCCUGCACCCGUGUGGACUCCUGCUUUGCACCCUGGUUUGUCCCCUCCCUGGGUGUGUCCCUACAGCUAGCACAGCUGGAUGUUCACCUCUGUCACCACCUAGAACAGCUGGGCACAGUUCCAUCUCGACAACUCCGUCCCUUCCUGCCAGACAGGAAGUUACCUCAAGAGCAGGAGUUCAUGGUGAUUGGUGCUCGGGAGCCACGGGUCUUCCUACGACAGUGGAGCAAUGGACCACGUCACUGUCAGGAGUUCAGCUUUUCUACCCAGCUCAACUGCAAGUUGCUGGAGUACCGAAACCUAACACACCUUCAGCUCCUCCAGCCUAGUGUACUACAGGGCCAGGCUACAGCCACAUGUUGCCCCCAGAACACCACUUUGGAUGUGAAUGUGUUUGUGGACCCGGUGUUCCUCAAUAUCAGCCAAUAUGCCAUACACACUGUGGACACUGCCAUGCACAGCUGGCAACAGAAUGGGAACCCAGAGGCCGAGGAGCUGGUCUACAGCCAUUAUGUGAUCUGUAACGACACCCACGAGAUGCUGCGCUUUGGCCAGGUGGACACGGAUGAGAACGUGCUGCUGGCCAGUCUCCACAGCCACCAGUACAGCUGGAGAUCCCACAAGUCCCCUCAGCUGUUGCACAUCUGUAUCGAGGGAUGGGGGAACUGGCGUUGGUCAGAGGCCUUCAGCGUGGACAACGUAGGGACUCUGCUGAGGACCAUUCAGUACAAAGGACGAACUGCCUCACUCAUCAUCAAGGUGGCGCAGCUCAACGGUGUCCAGAAACAGGUAAUAAUCUGUGGACGGCAAGUGAUGUGCAGCUACCUGACUCAGGACAUUGAGCUGCGGGUAGUGCAGCACUACGUGGGGCCCGACAGUCAGACGGUGGUAAGGGAACAUUGCGACUGCCUGGAGGCAGGGGCCAAGUUGCCUUCCUAUGUGCUGGAGGACGCAGAGAUGACAGAGCUGUGUGUGAGGGCCCGAGGAGAUGAAGACUGGUCCCAGGAUGUUCAGCUGGAGAGGAGGGACAAGGGCAGCAGCAGCUCUGUUGUACAGGUGCCUUGCUCCAGCGGUUCUUUGUUGUACGUGUGGUGUACUCUUAUCACAAUUGAACCUGACUCUCACAUGCAGCAGAGAGUGGUGGUUUUCAGUCCACUGUUUGUCAUGAGGAGCCACUUGCCAGAUCCAGUAAUUGUCCACAUAGAGAAGAGGAGUCUGGGACUGAGAGAGAGCCAGCUGAUACAUGGCCAGGGCCACCAGGAGCCCCUGCUAAACACAGAGGCUGACCUCACCCACCACCUCACUUUCCAGGCCAGGGAGGAUGAAGAUGCUUCCCAUUGUGCUGUACCAAUCUCCACCAGCCUAAUCAAACAGAUUGUGAACAAGACUGCAAAUGAGGACAACCUGGAACACAUCCUGGCUGAAUUCUAUGGUCCAAAAACCUCCACUGAGCCACCAUGGCCAUAUGUCACCAAAGAUACUGACAGGUCAGUGCUGGAGCCCCUUGCCCAGUGGGACAGUCCCAUGCAGGUGAAGUUAUCCUGCUGGAAGUCCGGCCUGAACACUCUGCUGGUAGAGCUGCUGCCCUGGGCCCUCCUGGCCAACCACUCCCAGUGGGACCUCUGGCUUUUCGAGGGAGAGACCAUCGUACUGCAGAUACCAGCCGGCAAGGUCAUUGUACCACCCAACUUCAAGGAAGCCUUCCAGAUUGGUAUCUACUGGGCCCACACUAACACCGUCCACAAGUCUACAGCACUGAAACUGGUCCAUGACCUGACUUCUCCUCGAUGGAAGGAGGGAUCAGACUCAGAGGUGGUUACUCUGGAUGAGGAGGGAUACGUAGAGGCUGACAUCACCCUGGGAGCCUUCCCUGGCAAACAAAAGCUGUGUCAGUUCUGUGUGUCGUCUGUGGUGAGACAUGGCAUCCAGAUCCUGCAGAUUGAGGACAGGACAAUUCUUGUCAACAAUACUCCUUACAUAAUACAGUACAGGCCUCUGCUGACUGACCAUGCACUUGGAAACGAUGACCAGGCCUGUGAGAUACCAGAGACAGCCGUGUUCAGCCUGGCUCCCUCUGAAAAAUCGUCCCUGGCCAAACCCUGCUCUGUGCCAUGCUGGGACCUCCUCCAAACCAGUGUCCAGGGAAAGGUGGAGUUCCCUCUUCCGCUCAGACACAUGCUCUUCAGCUUGUUUCCCAGGCCUGAUGGUGGAGUUGGAUCCGCAGCGUGGAGCCUCCCCGCUCCCAUCCGGCCAGACUUCCCCAGGCAGAGUUUGUCUGUUCCUGGGGAAUCAGACUCCGGGGGUGGCCUGAGCAGCAGAGGCAUAGUACUGACCUAUCAGGAACACCUUGGGGUGACAUACAUCAUUCUGAAUGAGGACCUUUCUCCUCGCAUGCUGAUCCACAACAAGUGUCCUAUCCCACUGCUGCUAAAGGAAACUGUCAAAGAAACUCCAAGGACUGACGUGUUCUGCCGUCCUCUGCCUGCUAAUUGCUCCCUGCACCAUGAGCUCUACCACCACUUUUCCAGUUUCCCAGAGUGCCGGCAGAAAGAUAUGCUGCCCACACUGCUGUUGAAAACCACCUUAGAACAUAGCUCCACCGACUGGACUGAACCCAUAGAUAUCAACUGCCCUGGCACUCAGGUUGUGUUCCUGCCAGGCUUUGGCUGUCUCUACAUAGACGUGGAGUAUGACAAAGGCACCUUGGUUCUGUCUCUGGCACCAGAGGGCAGCGUGGACGCUGUAAUUAACCAGCACAGCAGGUCGUCCAAGCUGUCCUUUAGAGUCCUCUUGAGUGAAGCCAGUGUGGUGUUGAGUGAUGACAUCACCAGUCCCUCCGGUUCUGUGGAGCUGCUGAGACUCACGUUGACCAAGCUGCUCCUCAGCCUGGCUCCGGCACCCACCGCCCUGCCCCCGGAGCUGGCAGUCGACCCUGGCGUGGGCGCAGUACCCAUCUCCGCUCUGAUGCCCGACGCCUCUCUGAUUGAGGUCUACUGCUCCAGUCUGCAAGUAGACAACCAGCUGUAUAACCGAGCAAGUUUCCACUUCCCCGUGCUGCUGUGCCAGGAUCAGAGAGGGGGAGCAGAGCACGGGGGUCCGUGGAGCAGUGACGCUAACCCUGCUGAGUCUAUUGAAGCCCUGGAGGAAUUCAAGCGCUCUUGUUUCCUGCAGCUGAGGAUGGUGCUGGCUGGGGACAGAUGCACUGUGGAGGAGAUUACCUUCCAGCUCCAGCCUGCCAGAGUCUACCUUGAAGACACCUUUGUUUACUACAUUAAGACCCUGUUCCACACCUACAUCCCUGACAGUGCCAUGGCUUCAGCCUCACCCACAGCAGAGAUCCAGAGGAGUAGAGAGCCUGGAUCGGCCCCCAUCCUCCCUGAACAGGUACUUCAGUCGGUGCAGGCGUUGGUCCACCCCGUGCGGCUGCAGAGGCUGACCAUUCAGCCAGUCAACCUGUUGGUCAGCAUCCACGCCUCCCUGAAGUUGUACAUCGCUUCAGACCACACUCCUCUCUCCUUCUCCCUGUUUGAGAGGGGGCCGCUGUGCACCACGGCCAGGCAGCUAGUCCACGCUCUGGCCAUGCACUAUGCUGCCGGAGCCCUCUUCAGAGCUGGUUGGGUGGUGGGAUCUUUGGAGAUCCUGGGCAGCCCCGCCAGCCUGGUGCGGAGCAUUGGAAACGGCGUGUCCGACUUCUUCCGGCUGCCGUAUGAGGGCCUGACCCGCGGGCCUGGAGCCUUCGUCAGCGGGGUGUCCAGAGGGACCACCUCCUUCGUCAAGCACAUCUCCAAAGGCACGCUGACGUCCAUCACCAACUUGGCAACAAGCCUGGCCAGGAACAUGGACCGUCUGUCUCUGGAUGAGGAGCACUACACCAGGCAGGAGGAGUGGAGACGGCAGCUACCAGAGAGCCUCGGGGACGGGCUGAGGCAGGGGCUGUCACGACUCGGCAUUAGCUUGUUAGGAGCAAUCGCAGGCAUCGUGGACCAGCCAAUGCAGAACUUCCAGAGGAACUGGGAGAUGCAGAGCUCAGCUGGUAGCAAGGCCAAAGGGGUCAUCUCUGGAGUGGGGAAAGGCAUUGUGGGGGUUUUCACCAAGCCCAUCGGAGGAGCAGCUGAACUGGUGUCCCAGACUGGAUACGGGAUCCUUCAUGGAGCAGGACUGUGGCAGCUUCCUAAACAACUGUACCUGCCCACAGAGGAGAAGUCGGCCCAGGCCCCAAACAGCCACCUUAAAUAUGUCUGGAAGAUGCUCCAGUCUCUGGGGCGGCCAGAGCUCCACAUGGCCCUGGAGGUGACCAUUGUGAGUGGUUCAGGGCAGGAGCAUGCAGGCUGUCUGCUCCUCACCUCCGAGGUGCUGUUUGUGGUCAGCCUCAGUGAGGACACCCAGCAGCAGGCCUUCCCCAUCACAGAGGUGGAGUGUCAGCAGGAACCAGGACAGCAGGGCCAGCUCACCCUCACCUUACAGCAACAGACGGUAACAAAUGACGCAGAGGGUGACGGUGUCCGUGAGCGUCUGUCAGAGCAGCAGUAUCGACGGCUGGUGGAUUACGUGAUGCGAGCCUCCCAGUUUCUCUCCCCCUCCGCUGCCUCUCUCCAGCUGCAGCCCCCAGUGACACUGGCCGAGCCACCGCCCUCUGUCACCAAGUCUUACCGCUACCUGGUGGAUCCCGCCUUCGCCAAGGUGUUUGUCAGCAAGUUCACCAUGGUGAAGAAUAAAGCCUUACGCAUUGGAUUCCACUAACACACGAAAUAGAUGAGAAGUUCCAGUUUAAAUUAAGCCUUAAACUAUGAAUACACUUUAUUUUGGCUUUGAAAAGAUAACUACCCAUUUAUGCAAUGCUGUUGAAGUAAGUCCACGUUGUCUAUGCCUUAGGGAUGAAGUUGUCUUUGAAAGAUAUUUUUUACUGCUACAAACUAAUCACAUAGCCACAGAGAGAAUUAGAGACAGUUUUAAUCAUAGAAACACGUGUAAGUUCUGACAUUUCAAUGGGUACAUACUGUAAUGAACACUAAAACAAAUAGUUGUCAACUUAAACCUUCUAGGGCCAACAGUGUGUUCUCUUUCAACUUGAAAUCAGGGCUCAUUCAGUCAUAGUGAAACCUCAGUGUUGCAGAUAGAAAUGCACAGCUAACACUCAAAUCUGCUGCAUUUCUAUCAAAACAGCCUGUAAUGUUUCACUCUGCAGAGUAAGCUCAUGGUGUUUACAUUCUCCAUGUAGUAACUGUCUCAUGCCAAUGUUAAGUGCAAUAUUAUAUACAUGUUGAUGGAUGCUAGAGAUACAAGCUGUCAACCAAAAUGUUUUUAUAGAUGAUGUAACAUACUCGUUUGACAAUAACACUGUUCUUUGUAACUUGUCGAUGCCAACCAUGUUGUUUUUGUUGCCUUUUAUAUUGUUGUACCAGUGAGCUCUAAGUCUAAUGCCUUUAAUGUAUGUAAAUGGAUAAUAUAUUAAUAGACAUUUUAAUAAAAAGAUUAAAAUUUA
Morone saxatilis (striped sea-bass) is the source of this 13082-nucleotide messenger RNA. RefSeq names its product vacuolar protein sorting-associated protein 13B-like. Lineage: Eukaryota; Metazoa; Chordata; Actinopteri; Moronidae. The record is from RefSeq and is a predicted model, not a curated record. Bases 140 to 12340 code for a protein of 4066 amino acids. The transcript is spliced from 68 exons.